CGCGGGCCCCCACGCCUCAUGUUUACAACGCGUAACGGUUCCAGGUAAAAGAGGAGGAGCGCAUUCGUCGUUUUUCUUGGCUCGCCCGGGGGAGGCGGGAUGUUAAGGGGGGUGUGCGUGACGGGGUGACACGGUGCGGGAAACUAGCGAACGCUUUCACAGGUUGAUGAUCUGUAGCGCGACACCAGCAGAAGUGACCGACGUGAUCGUUUGCGUUUAUAAGCUACUUGGAGCGACACGGGUUUCUCUUCUAAAGGAGGAAUAGGCGGCGCCUGCUACUUCCUGAGAAAUAAAAUACAGCUCCUAACCAGAAUGAGACAUUUUAACGUUCGCAGGUCGGGGUUCAUCCGCUGAAGUUGACGCACGGACUCCGGCUACAAAGCGGGCGCGUCGUCCGUCAAGUCCGCGCCGUCCGUCUCUCUCGCGCUCUCCUUUUGACAGACAGCCAAUCGAAUCUGUUAUUUAAAUUCGCGCUCUUAUGUCAGUGACCUAUUUCCCACGCACGUGCGCCGCCGAGAGCCCACAGUAACCUCGCUUGCCAGACCACACAGCAUGGAACUCAAGGCGCAGCCGUCCCGGCCGGAGGAGACAGCUGCUGACCCGGCGACGGAGCGGGGCGUCGCUGCUCCUCCCCCCCCCCACGACGACCGGCCGGGCGACGGGCCGCCGGGCGGAGAGCGCAACGCCGCGCCGGAGAACAGCUCCGCGCAGUUGCUCGAGGCCGGCUCCAAACCGGCCCCGUCCCCGGUGACCGACUCCGAGUCGGCGGUCCAGGUGGAGGAGCACGGCGGAGGAGGAGGAGGAGGCGCGUUCGUUCCCCCCGAGGGAGGCUUCGGCUGGCUGGUGGUUUUCGCGGCCACUUGGUGCAAUGGGUCCAUCUUCGGCAUUCAAAACUCGUUCGGCAUCCUGCACAUGAUGCUGAUGAAGGAGCACGCGGACCCCGACGACAAGACGUCUCAGUUCAAAGUGGCAUGGGUCGGGUCGCUGGCCAUGGGCAUGAUCUUCUUCUGUUCACCUGUGGUCAGCAUGUUCACAGACCGCUUCGGCUGUAGGAAGACGGCCGUCAGCGGGGCUCUGGUGGCUUUUAUAGGGCUGCUCAGCACGUCCUUUGCAAACUCCCUGAGCCUUCGCUAUUUCACUUACGGCAUCCUGUUUGGCUGCGGCUCCUCCUUCGCCUUCCAGCCCUCAUUGGUCAUCCUGGGCCACUACUUCCGCCGCCGCCUCGGCCUGGCCAACGGCGUGGUGACGGCCGGUGCCAGCCUCUUCUCCAUGGGCCUUCCGGUUCUCCUCAACAUGGUGGUGGAACCUCUGGGCCUCAGCAGGACCUUCCAAAUUCUCAGCCUCUUCAUGUUGGUCCAGGCCUUUCUGGCGCUGAUGUUCAAACCUUUACUGCCUGCUGGAGGAGGCAUGGGACCCCCGGGCAUGGGUCCCCGCCCCGCCAAAGCCCAAACCCAGCCAGGAGCCGCCGCUCUGGAGGGGAACAGGUGGAGCAGGGUUCUGGGUGGCGUCAGGAAGUACUUCAACCUGCGUGUGUUCCACAUCUUGACAUACCGGUUGUGGGCGUUCGGAGUAGCAACAGCUGUUCUGGGGUACUUUGUGCCGUAUGUCCAUCUGAUGAAUUUUGUGAAGGAGCAGUUCCAGGGGACCCAGAAGGAAUGGGUGCUACUGGUAUGCAUAGGAGCCUCAUCCGGGGUGGGACGCCUCGCUUUUGGGAAAAUCGGAGACCUCAUUCCUGGUCUGCAAAAGAUCUACAUGCAGGUGGUGUCCUUCAUGGCUCUGGGCCUGAUGUCCAUAAUGAUCCCUCAGUGCUCGGCGUUCGAGGGGCUGGUGGUCGUGUGCGUGGUCUUGGGGCUGUGUGACGGCUGCUUCCUCACCAUGAUGGCGCCCAUAGCCUUCGAGCUGGUCGGGCCCAUGCAGGCCUCGCAGGCUAUAGGCUACCUGCUUGGCCUUAUGUCUCUUCCCAUGACUGCGGGUCCACCCAUUGCUGGUCUCUUGCACGAUUACUUUGGGAACUACACGGUUGCCUUCUCUCUGGCCGGGGUGCCUCCCUUAGUGGGAGGCGUGGUGCUGUUCUUCGUGCCCCUGAUACACCGCAGGCUGCAGGCAGCGCCAUCCUCGGAAGAGACGUCCACCACCGCCCACAUGCUGCCCACCUCAACACCUGCGGGGGAGCCCAAGACCUGCUGCAACGGAAACAUCCUGCCCGGCUACACCGACGUGGAGACCCACAUCUGAGUCGCACCGUGCAAAGGGAUUCAGCCCACCAGCACCUUUUCUCAUCCCUUGGAAUUCCCCGCCUUUCCACCAUGGACUUCCUGCCGCCUGACAUUUUAACCCUCUGGACUCUCACGGGCUGUUUGUUAUUUUCACGUGGAGAGAAAUCAAAAAAGGGCGCUGCGGCCACAAGCUCCUGAGAGGACAAAAGAAGGCACAGCGUAGGACGAUGGUAAUGAAAGGAGGAGGAAAAGCACAACACAAUUAAGGAUCAAUUAGGAUUGUUCAACCUGUGGGGACUCUGUAGUAACACACACCUCCAAGAGGAAAAAAAUUAAGCGAUUUGAGACAGUGUUUAUUUUGCUGUUUUAUCUUUUUGAAGCUCUAAAAUCACUAUGCUUUGUUUCCAAAUUCCAUAUAAACACACUGUAACCAUAACAAAAACGAGUGAGGGUAGAAAUUCACACUUUCCUUGUAGAGUUCUUCGUGCAUCUGCUUUUUUCUUUCAACACAAUACAUUUUAAUGCAGUUUGAUUAGCUAAACCACAAUCCCCUCGUUAGGGAUUUGCUUUAUCGUAUUCUGCCGUGACAGCAACAAGAAAAAAAACAUCCGUCUGUUGCUGUCAAUGUCCUAGGAUGAAACGGACAAUCAUUCUGAGGGAUCAGCCCCCAGUCACAACCGCACACUGUAAUCACACCCAGGGUCCAACAUACUGCAGCAACUUCUCUACCAGCACGGGACGCAGAUGUGUGAUGCUGGAUCGGUCCCGCUGAUCCACGUGCCACAAACCCUGGUUGGAGUUUUUUUCACAGUUCUGACUUAGUCAAAGUCAGUGACUUUGUGGCAGGUUUUUUUAUGCAAUCAGAAGGGGACGAGUCGUGAGGUCUGUGCAUCUGCUCCCGGAAUCCGUGGAACGCUGCAGUUGAUGCGAGGUCGUUACAGCCUUAACACUCAACGUUUGUUCUUUGUUUUUUUGUUUUUUUACAAUCAUCGCACUCUACAGUUAUUAUUGGCCUUUAAAAGUUGAAUCAGGGGCGCUAGACAAAUCUGCAUAAACUGUGUUUUGUAUGUCUUUGAAAAAGUAUUCACAGUAGUUUUUUGUAGCGUGGACACUGUGGUAGAUGGAGGUUAGAGGGUAUAUUUUUAAUCUUAAUCUGUGGGCAGAUCUGCACCUAAAAGCAGUUCCUACGUUACAACCUGAGGGGGGCUACUGGGAUAAAGCUGCCAAACAGCCUGAGCCCUCGUCAGGCCUUUCUACAGAUAAUCUCAUUCGUUUGCUGCUUGUUUAGCUUCGUGUCCCGAGGGCGUCACAGAAAAUGGUCACAGUUCCGGCAGUUCGCUUCUUAAUUAAGUUUUUUAAACGUUUGGACGACUUACCUCGGCACUUUUAGAUAGCAAGUUCUUUUGAACGAUCAUUUUUAACAAACAUGUGACGCAAUCACAAUGUUGAUAGAUUCAUAACUGAGUGACAGAGAGGGAAAUUGGUGAGGAAGGAAAUGCCCCGGUGUUAUGCGGGUAGGCUUAUCCUCUCUGCCAACUCCCCUCUCCGUGGUCACUGCCGCUUCUCAGCGGGCUCCUGUGUUGCAACACAUUAGAGCCUAAAAGCAGCACAAACCUCGUUGCCGCGUGUACUUUUUGGGGGGUAAUGCUGUUGGUAAAACUGUUCUGAAUAGGACACAUACAUCGAUACCUCAGUUAUCAAACAAUCCUCAGCAAUCCGAGGAACGAGUUCUUUAUUACUUUAUUAUUUCAGUCUUCGGUGUCGUGGUUUUUGUUGUUGUAAUUUGAAUCAGGUUUCAGAGCCACAAAGCUGCAAAAACGCCUGUUUUCAAUAAAAGCGCGUCUGUGUAGGAACCACAGAGGUGUGAAAAUGUCAAACUUCCAUCCCCUUUAAUCUAAAACAGCUGGUGCGAAAACCCAUGUGGAGAUUGUUCUUUACAAUUUAAAUCUGCCUUUGCGUCCUCUUCAUCGUUCCCUCACCAUUCCUGCUCUCCCUCACUUCUACCUCCACAUUAUUAGCUUGUCUUUAUAACGCGUCUUUUCUCUGUCAGUGCAGCUAUAUAAAUGUCUAAUGUCCUUAACGUAAGUCAAAGAGACACUAAACCGUGAGCAGUGGAGAACCAUGUAAUGGUUGAAGCAUGUUUGGAAGUAAAAGCACUUGGGCCUCUAGUUUGACUGAGGUGGUUUUACAUUUUAUUGGCAGACCUAAAGAAAUGGUAGUGGUUGUUUUUAAAAGUCUCACUGCUUGAGUUGUCUACUCACCAGAGAGGUAAGCUAACUAGUAUUAUACGUCCUUUGAGGUUUUAGGUUCAUCGGCCUUUCUUGGCGAUCAAAUGACAUAAAUGUUAAACAUGAAGCUCCUGAUAACAGUGUUCAAUUGAAACGUAAAAAUAAAGACACCUCCUACUUUUACUGGCAAAUUAUAGUGUUUUAUUUAACAUAAUCACUAUGCUGCUGCCUAAUCAAUUGUGAUUCACUGAUAUUUAUUUACUUUUACUUAUUACAUUUUUUUGUUAUAGAGGUCGCAAAGGUCACAAUUUCUCUUUAUGAAAUUGCAGAAUUCCAUGACACAUCCAUAAAUAACUAAAAACCCAAUUCGGUCCAAUUGAAAAGCAUUCUCCAACGAUGUAAACGUUUUUACAGAAAUAAGUUGGAGGCAAGAAUUCGAUGAACCACUUCAUAUUGAAAUUCUGUUACUUCUCACUGAGCUGAAUGAGCUUUAAUUUACUGCUGUCACACUAAAGGCCUGUUUCACUAAAGUCUCUGCAGGCCGUAGUUAAGGACUUCAGCCUCUCUGUUAACUACCUGCAAGAAGCUGAUUGUGUUUCUCUACACAAUAUAUCUUAACAACCUUAAAUAUAAUAGUUUUUUGUGUUUUUGACUGUGAAUUAUAAUGUUUUACCCCAAUUCCUUUGUGCCAAAUGUCAUCACCUGGUUAGCAAGCAGGUUAACAUGAUUCUUUUUUUAACCAAGCAACGACUAGAAGCAGGACAUUUGAUCAGGGUUUCUAGAUUUAAGAUUAUGAAGUGAGCUUUUCUUGUUUUAAAUGAGUCAUUGCUUAUUUUCCAUCCUUUUGUUAGUGGCCUCCUUUCUUAAUUUGACCCGAGUCAGCAGACUCACCCAUUUUCUGUUUCUUUUUAUGCACACUGUUAGAGAAAACUGAUGUAUAUACCAACAUAUGUACUUUAUACUGUACACUUUGUAAUGGUUUUGAUUAACCAUGAACCUUUUUGUUUUUAUUUGGUUAGUGGCUACUGGAAACCGUUGUUUGUUCUGUUCACAUUUGAGAUUAUAUGAAAAAAAAGUGACGUGGGUUAAUGAAUGAAGAACGACACGGUGCGUCUAUGGAACCAGUGUUUCUAAAGUGUGUUUGUCGGUGCGGCGUUGCUGGGCUCAAGUCAAUCUCCUGUGACCGCUUCGCUUUCUGUCGUCACGUCGAACUCCAAACUAUGAAUUUUUAUUUCCUUCAGUCCUUCGGUAGCUUUGGGACCAGCUAAACCUGCAGUAGAGCCCUUUACCUAAACUAAAAACUGACACUUAAUGCUUUUAAGUCUUUGUUGGACUUUGGCCUUUUCUCUCUUUUCUUCUGCUGCUUGCUUGUGGUAUGCAGGUCAGCUGCAGGGAGGCGCACACUCUUUGCUCUCUGGGUUGUUGCAUUCUUCCAAAGUAUGUGGACAAAAAACAGGUCAAAUGAACAAGAAUCCAAAUGUUUACUCACUCAUUCCGUUUGUGAAGUUAUUCUAAGGCUUUACUUCUUUUUGCCUGCUGUCAGUAAAGUCUCACCUUUUUUUAGACUCUCUUAUACUGCUACUUACAACCUCCAGUCAACACUUUUAUUCUGUGUGAGGAAAAGGUUUUACUGCUUUCGAUCACACCUGAAUAACAUCUUUACGCAUUGGUUCUAGAAAGCCUGUUAGCUAUAAAUACCUCUAACCAUUUCUGGUGAAGUAUAUUUCUGCAUGGUGUCAUGGCAACACUUGACCCAUGCCUUCGCACAGCUUUACAUGAUCAAAUAUUAGUAAUAUUUCAGUGCUAGGCUUUGCUAAACAUCUAAGGUCGCUAACCUCCAUUACCUCUCUUUACUUCUUAAAGCCCUCGCUGUCCUCACUUACCUUUUCAUAUAAAUACAAAUGUCUGUUUUUUUUUAUAAAGUAAUUCUGAAUCAGUGUCAAAUGAGGCCCAUUUUUGUAUUAAACCAACAAUAAAGAUGGAAUAUGAAAGCAA
This is a messenger RNA of Gasterosteus aculeatus aculeatus (three-spined stickleback), 6439 nucleotides long. It is a transcript of the gene slc16a2, whose product is annotated as solute carrier family 16 member 2. Gene Ontology annotation, molecular function: thyroid hormone transmembrane transporter activity. The record is from RefSeq and is a predicted model, not a curated record. Gene Ontology annotation, biological process: transmembrane transport. NCBI's taxonomy places the organism in Eukaryota, Metazoa, Chordata, Actinopteri, Perciformes, Gasterosteidae.